AUGAACAAAAAAAAUUUAAAGCGCAGCGACCCGGAAGAGCUAAAAAGCAACAACACAAACCGAAAGGACUCAAGAAAGGAGGAAGGCUCAUCGCACCCAAAAAAAGCUCAAGUGGUCCAGCAGCAGAAGCUGAAGAAGGGUUUGGAGGUGGCCAUCAGGAUCAGGACUGAACAGGACGUCACACAGAAGGCCAGCACGUGUCUUCAGAAGAAACUGAGUGUGCUGAAGACUCCAGCGGGGAAAGGCGCCACAACUGGACCAUCCUCGUCCAACUGAUGACAGGCAGACACUGUGAUCUGCUGCUCAGCCGCUAGAUGGCGCCACCAUAUUUAAAAAAAACUGAUGUUUGCCACUUUCUGUGAAAAGUUUGUUUAUUUUUGGAAAAGGAAACAUGGUGUGGAAUCUUACACAUGUACAACAGGCCAUGAUCUUUUAGACUGUGCUUAUUUUUAUAUAAUAAAAUGAGAAAGUGUUGUUAGGUUUCAUAAUAUUUUAAUUUCAUCAUUAGUUAAUUUCAUGAUUAUAUUAUUUUAAUUAUAUGUGACGCUGGACCACAAAACCAGUC
This is a messenger RNA of Cyprinus carpio (common carp), 565 nucleotides long. It is a transcript of the gene cb1h19orf53, whose product is annotated as chromosome B1 C19orf53 homolog. NCBI's taxonomy places the organism in Eukaryota, Metazoa, Chordata, Actinopteri, Cypriniformes, Cyprinidae. Bases 1 to 276 code for a protein of 91 amino acids. The record is from RefSeq and is a predicted model, not a curated record. The transcript has 4 exons.